Messenger RNA from Daldinia vernicosa, 1825 nucleotides. Its product is annotated as sorbitol dehydrogenase. The record is from RefSeq and is a predicted model, not a curated record. NCBI's taxonomy places the organism in Eukaryota, Fungi, Ascomycota, Sordariomycetes, Xylariales, Hypoxylaceae. The transcript has 4 exons. Gene Ontology annotation, molecular function: zinc ion binding; L-iditol 2-dehydrogenase (NAD+) activity. Gene Ontology annotation, biological process: D-sorbitol catabolic process. Bases 397 to 1581 code for a protein of 394 amino acids.
GCGCAAUACUCGGCCCACUUGUUAAACUUACCCAUAUAACCAUAGUAGUAUGCUCUCUAUUACAUGGACCGAGGUUAUCGUAUCUGCACAUCCUAUGUCUCUUCCGCCGCUAAGGGGUAUUCUGUAUAGCCACGGUUCUUUCCACGAUCACACCGAAGUUAUGUAGAUUAGGAUCGGGGUAAGUACCUGAUGUAAAUUUAUGACUUAGGUAGGCAUGGCAAAUUUCAAUACUAGUGAUCGCUACGUACUCGUUUAUGUAUUGUUUCACAAUUCCUCGCGUCCUUCUACAGUGUUUCUUUAGUUGAACCAGCUCUAACCGGCCGGAAUCCUACAAUUCCUUAAAGCCUAUCCAGUCUACUUUAUACACUGCAAACGAAAACGCUACACAGAGGAAUCAUGGCCAGUGAUAUCAAAGCAUCCGUCCUCCAUGGGGCGAGAGAUCUCCGAGUUGAAGCUCGACAGCUUUCUAAACCGGCCUCCGAUGAAGUCCAGGUAGCUGUGCAGAUGACCGGCCUUUGCGGCUCGGACCUGCACUACUUCCGACAUUUUCGGAAUGGAACGAUCGAGGUACGUGAGCCGAUAACGCUAGGCCACGAGUCAGCCGGCACCGUUGUUGCCGUGGGCGAGGGUUCUUCCUCCGCAAAAUCCUUAAAGGUUGGUGAUCGCGUCGCCCUCGAAGUCGGUCUGCCCUGUGAGGUCUGCGAUCUAUGUCGCGGAGGCCGUUACAAUAUCUGCCGCGGUAUGAGCUUUCGCAGCUCUGCCAAGGCUUUCCCGCACGCUCAAGGGACGCUCCAGGACAGGAUUAACCACCCGGCAAGAUGGUGCCAUAAACUACCAGAUACUCUAUCCUUAGAGCAUGGGGCCCUCGUAGAACCCCUGUCUGUUGCAAUACACGCUCGGAAUCGUGCCGGGCUGAAAUCUGGAUCAACUGUUCUGAUAUUGGGUGCUGGUACCGUAGGUCUGCUUUGCGCGGCAGUUAGCAAGGUAGCUGGGGCCAAGACCGUCGUGAUAGCAGAUAUACUCGAGGACCGUGUCAAGUUCGCCGUCGAUAACGGAUUCGCCGAUGCCGCAUUCACGGUACCGAUCUCGAACCCGAGACCCGAAACUGUAGAAGACAAAUUAGCAUAUGCGCAAGAUCUAGCCGAGAAAUUGAAGUCACUGAGGGCUAAAGGGGGAGCUGAUGUCGUUGGUGAAGCAAACGUAACCUUCGAGUGCACAGGUGUUGAGUCGUGCAUGCAGGCGGCUAUAUAUGCGACGAAACCUGGUGGUAAGGUGAUGAUUAUUGGUAUGGGUAUGCCGGUUCAGACGCUACCCAUAAUGGCUGCGUCUCUCAAGGAAGUCGACCUGGUCGGAGUGUUCCGAUACGCCAACGCAUAUCGCGAAGCCAUCGAGCUACUGGCCAGCGGGAACAAGGUGCUUCCUGACGUUCUGAAACUCGUUACUCACCGGUUUCGAGGCCUUAGCGAUGUUCCGGGCGCUUUUGACACGGCCGCCAAAGUAAAAGACGAAAAGGGGGACUUAGUUAUCAAGGUUAUGGUCGAUAUGUCGGAGUGGAUAACCCCUUUUAUUCAAGAUAGAUGAGCGGAAUGCCUUCUAAUACAUAAGCGCUCGAGAAGGUGGAUCUCCUAAUGGUCAAGAGCCGAACCUCGCAAGCUGUCUGCAACUCGCACUGGCUUACACUUCCGUCCCCCAACAAGGAUCCAUUGUGAGCAUCUUAGAAUGGUAUCCCUCUCACAAACACAUGUGUAUGUUUAUACGUAUGUCCCCCUUAUCCAAGCUUUAUACCAAACUUGUACGACCAUUACCCAAUAAACACUUAAGGAAA